AUGACUAGUCUUUGCAACAAUCGACUCCAAGAAGAGCGCAAGCAAUGGCGCCGAGAUCACCCUUUCGGCUUUGUCGCUAAGCCCCACCGAACACCUCAGGGCACCUUGGAUUUGAAGCACUGGGAUUGCGCUAUCCCCGGCAAGAAGGGUACACUUUGGGAGGGAGGAUCGUUCAAGCUGGACGUUAUUUUCCCAGAAGAAUACCCAACAAAACCACCGAAGUGCAAAUUUACUCCGCCUCUUUUCCACCCGAAUGUCUAUCCCUCUGGCACUGUUUGCCUCUCCAUUUUGAAUGAAGAGGAGGCAUGGCGUCCUGCUAUCACCAUCAAGAGUAUUCUUAUUGGUAUCCAGGACCUUUUGAAUGACCCCAACCCGGAUUCACCUGCCCAGGCCGAGGCAUACAACCUGUUCAAGAAGGACCGACCUGCCUACGAGCGAAAAGUGCGCCAGGUCGUCAAAGAAAACCCCGUUCUGUAG
This is a messenger RNA of Penicillium taxi, 477 nucleotides long. Its product is annotated as E2 SUMO-conjugating protein UBC9. The transcript is spliced from 4 exons. Gene Ontology annotation, cellular component: nucleus. The coding region runs from base 1 to 477 and encodes 158 amino acids. Gene Ontology annotation, molecular function: SUMO conjugating enzyme activity. Gene Ontology annotation, biological process: protein sumoylation. NCBI's taxonomy places the organism in Eukaryota, Fungi, Ascomycota, Eurotiomycetes, Eurotiales, Aspergillaceae. The record is from RefSeq and is a predicted model, not a curated record.